AUGGAGAUGAGGCUUGUCGCCUGCGAGCGUAUGUCAGGGACACAAUGCUCGAAAAAGACUCCAUUGAGUUUGUGCUUCGUGAAGCAGCCUGUCUGCAAUGGAGAUGAGGCUUGUCGCCUGCGAGUGUAUGUCAGGGACACAAUGCUCGAAGAAGACUCCAUUGAAUUUGUGCUUCGUGAAGCAGCCUGUCUGCAAUGGAGAUGA
This is a messenger RNA of Prunus armeniaca (apricot), 204 nucleotides long. NCBI's taxonomy places the organism in Eukaryota, Viridiplantae, Streptophyta, Magnoliopsida, Rosales, Rosaceae. The record is from the annotation of a GenBank genome assembly.